This is a messenger RNA of Venustampulla echinocandica, 1782 nucleotides long. Its product is annotated as Siderophore iron transporter-like protein. The transcript has 6 exons. NCBI's taxonomy places the organism in Eukaryota, Fungi, Ascomycota, Leotiomycetes, Helotiales, Pleuroascaceae. Bases 1 to 1782 code for a protein of 593 amino acids. The record is from RefSeq and is a predicted model, not a curated record. Gene Ontology annotation, biological process: transmembrane transport. Gene Ontology annotation, molecular function: transmembrane transporter activity.
AUGAAGUUCCACGGAUUCCGUAGCAACAAGGUCGCGGAGCGUAACAUCGCCAUUGGCGAUAAUCCACCAGCCACGUCUGAGAAUCAGAAUGGCGACGCCGAGAAGAACACUGGUGCCACUGUCGACGAGGAUGGUUCUCUGGAGCAGGUCCCUAGCAGGGACGUUCAAGAAGGUGUGAAGAAGGUCGAAGCCGUCACAUUGACUUGGACGAGGAGCGAAUUGAUCAUGGCAUAUGCCUUUAUCUUUUUGGUCUUUUUCAUGAUCUCUAUGCAACAGCAGAUCCAAUUCAACCUGAGUUACUAUGUAACAUCCUCCUUCGCCUUGCUCCCUUUGACGGGUACCACCUCGAUCAUUUCCAGCAUUGUUGGCGGCGUAUUCAGGCUACCCACCGCUAAGUUCAUCAAUAUCGUUGGACGUGCCGAGGGUUUUGCGAUCAUGACCGGUUUCACUACCAUUGCUCUUAUAAUGAUGGCAGCCUGUCGCAACGUCGAGACCUAUGCAGCCGGGCAAGUAUUUUACUGGGUUGGUUUCAAUGGCAUGACCUAUGUCUUGGACGUCUUCAUGGCGGAUACCUCGAGUCUGAAGAAUCGAGCAUUGGUCUUUGCUUUCUCGACAACCCCAUAUAUCGUUACGACCUUCAUCGGGCCCAGAGCAGCCCAGUCCUUCAUCGAGACAAGUGGCUGGCCUUGGGGUUAUGGCACGUUCGCGAUAGUGACCCCCGUUAUUACGAUCCCUAUUCUUACGCUUCUCUGGGUCAAUCAACGCAAGGCCAUCCGAGACGGUCUCUUGGUCAAAGAGGAGAGCGGACGGACCGUUCGGCAAAGUGUUGCGUUCUAUUUCUGGGAAUUUGAUUUCAUUGGCUUGAUCCUCAUCUGUGCUGGAUUCGUUUUGGUCCUUCUCCCAUUCUCGCUCGCAAGCUACCAGUCGAAAGGCUGGCGGUCUGGAAUGAUCAUAGCCAUGCUGGUGAUUGGAUUUGUCUGCCUCUUUGCAUUUGCCGCCUAUGAGAAAUUCUUCGCCCCCAAAUCAUUCAUCCCUUUCCAUCUCCUGACCGACCGAUCCGCCCUCGGUGCCUGUCUCCUCUCCUGCUUCGUAUUCAUCAGCUUUUAUUUAUGGGACUCGUACUUUUACAACUACCUCCAAGCCGUCCACGGCCUCUCGAUAACCAACGCCGGAUACGUCGCAAACAUUUUUAGUAUCGGUUCAUGCUUCUGGUCCGUCGUCGUCGCGGUGGCCAUUCGGAUAUCAGGCCGCUUCAAGUGGGUAGCCAUGGCGUCCAUGUGUCUUCAAAUCCUCGGCGUGGGCCUAAUGAUCCACUUCCGCCAGGCCAGCUCAGGAAUCGGCUACGUCGUCAUGUGCCAAAUAUUCAUCGCCUUCGGCGGCGGCGCACUCGUCAUUUGCGAGGAAAUGGCUGUAAUGGCCGCAGCACCCCAUGAGCAUGUCGCCACCAUGCUUGCCCUCAUCGCGCUUUUCACCUCUGUGGGCGGAGCUAUCGGCCAGGCUAUCUCAGGCGCCAUUUACACCAAUAAGUUCCCCGCCGCGCUCGAUAGGGCGUUGCCUGGAAACAAGACACUGAAUGCGGAACUGUACGGGAGCCUGCCGACACAACUACUGUAUCCUAUAGGCAGCCCUGAGAGAACCGCGGUUAUUCAUGCGUAUGAUGAGUCCAUGUGGUAUUUGACUAUCGCCGCUACGGUGUUCUUAGUGCCAUGCUUUGGACUAAUUGCCAUUUGGAAGGAUUUCCGUGUUAAGGAUCUGAGACAAGUCAAGGGCCGUGUUGCUUAA